UAUUUUAAAAAAAUAUUAGGGCAGAGUGGUGCCGCAAAGCUUCACGACUGCCGUAAAGCAAACCAUCGUCUAGACCACGCCUACUUUUUUUUAUCUUCCUUUACGACAUCUACUGCCGCAAACGCGAUUUCCCUGUAGUCCCACGUGUGGGGGAGCCAUGGCGAGACACGGCAAACUCAAGGCGGGCGUGAGCAGCAAAGUACCUCGCUGGAAGAAGGGACAGAGCAGCAGUAGCAACCCCGCCACGAGCCGACAUCGCGAUGCCGCCCGCAGUCGCUUUUACGGUCGCAGCAAAGGCAAGAGCGACCUCACCGUGGCUUCGCUGCGCUUGCACGAUGACAUUCAGAGCGACCCCACGACGUCUGCUGGACCGGCGAGCGAGCGGACGCCGACAGUGGGGCCGGCCCAGGAUGCCGCCAGCGAGCGGACGGCUGGAACCUUCCUGAGCGGCCUCUCCGACAUCACCAACGCCACGUUUGGCCGCGUGCAACGCUACUGGCAGUCCAGCUCGGCAGCGCACAAGGAGAUCUGUGCUGUGUUGGCUGCCGUUACGGAAGUGAUUCGCUCAAAGGGAGGCACCGAGACCGAGACAGAGUACUUUGCGGCAUUUAUGACCGCUCUGGAGACGAUCGAGAGCGAAGAAUCCUUGGCAGCUGUCGCUUAUCUCCUCAACAUGGUCAUCAAGAGAGUCCCUUCCUCGGUGCUGAAGAAGAAGUUCUCCGACAUCUCCAAGGUGUUUGUCGACCUCAUGUCGACUCACACCAACUCGGCAACCAGCACUGUGCUCCGCUGGAUUUUGUCAUGCACGGCCGUGCUGCUAAGGAAGCAGGACCUCUCCGUCUGGGCCGAUGCCUCCACUAUGAACACGUUCCACGCCCUACUCAGCUUCGCGACGCACACCAAGCCCAAGGUGCGGCGGGCUGGCCAGCAGGCUGUGAGCGCUGUGAUCAGGGGCUCGGAGUUCAUGUUCGCAGAUGAAGCUCCUCCCCACCACCCAGCCGCUCCAAGCACCGCCAAGUUCUGCGUGCGCGAGAUCGAGGAGAACGGCGGGACGGGCGACGCGACAGCCACGCUUCACGUGCUAGGCCUGCUGAAGGAGGUGGUGCCCUGCCUGCCCACGCAGAGCCUCAAGGCGUGCUGCGAGAGCGUGCUGCGCAUGCUCGCGUUGGGCCACGUGCUGGUGACUGCACGCGGCAUGCAGGCGUUGCACGCGCUGUUCGCAGCGCAGCCCAAGCAGCACACGCUUCCCGCGGAGCUCAACGCACAGCUCAUCACGGCUCUGUACGAUUACCUGCCAAGCAUGAAUGACGUGCAGCCCAUGCUGGCCUGGCUGGCUGUGAUGGAGAGUGCACACGUCAAUCUGGCUCGGCUGAAUGGCAAGCUGUGCCUGAGCCAUCUCCCCCGACUGGUCAACAGCUCCAUGAACUGCAUGCUGUCUGACCGGUCAGAGGUCGCUGUGGCAGCUGCCCAGGCUAUCAAGACGGUGCUGGAGAAGUGCGUGGCUCCGCAAGUCGAGGACCUGGGCGUGCUGCUGAAGGGAGCUGCUCCUGGGCAGAACACACCUGUGCUAAAGAUGUUCCGGGCGGUGGAGGAUGGGCUCAAGUACCGCUACCACGCGGCCUGGAAGCUUGUGCUGCAGCUGCUUCAGACGUUCUUCCGCGUGCUCGGCCGGCAGUGCCACCCCAUCAUGAGCAAGUGCCUGGUGACGCUGGGCGAGCUGCGUGCAAGCGGACACUUUGCUCAUGUCUCUGAGCUGGAUGAGGCCAUCGGGGCAGCAGUGGAGAGCAUGGGUCCCUGCGUGCUGCUCCAAGCGCUGCCGCUGGGUAUCACGGGCACCGAGGAGACACCGGACUUGUCACACUCGUGGCUGCUCCCCGUAAUGCGAGACCACAUCCGCAACACUGAGAUUCACUUCUUCACUUCCUACUUCUUACCCCUUGCUGCCACGUUCAAGAGCAGAGCCUUGGAACUCAGGAGCACUGGAAAGAACUUGCAAGCCAAACUGUUUGAUACACUCCAGUGGCAGGUGUGGUCGCUGCUGCCAGGCUUCUUCACGAACCCCGUGGACCUGGUGCCAGCGUUCCGUGGUGUGGCGCGCGUGCUCGGCACGGCACUCACCGAGCGUCCUGACCUGCGCAUGCUCGUGUGCCAGGCGCUGCGUACGCUCGUCGGCAAGGGUUGCUCCUCCGACGACGAGCGAGCAGAGGUCGGCCGUUUCUCCAAGAACUUCCUGCCCAUCUUCUUCAACAUCUACACGGAGGGCGACUCCUCGCAGGGGGCGCCCGACGGCGCACGUCUCGCCGUGCUCGAGACGGUCAAAAGCUUCCUCUCCAUCACCGAUGAGCAGCUCAUCUGCAGCUUCUUCGAGAAGGCGAGCGACAAGUUCCAAAAUCCCCAGACGGAGCACGCGGUCAGGCUGCUGGUGAUGGACUUGGUGGUCGUGAUGACGCCGUUCGUGGAUGAGGCUCACCUGGCGAACAUCUACGCCACCGUGCUGCCUCACCUGCAGAGCCGAGACGUGGGCAUGCAGAAGAAGGCGUACCGCGUGGUGCAGGAGGCGUGCGCAGGCGAACGUCCCGCGUGCCAGAACUUUGUGCUCGGCCACCUCGCGUCCCUGCAGGAGGCGCUGCUCACCUCCCUGCGCUCCACCGCCUCCCCUGCCAAGCGGCCCCGCUUGAAGUGCCUGGCCCUGGUGGUGAAACAGCUCUCGGCCGAUCGGGAGGACUUCCUGACGGCCAUCAUCCCCGAGGUCAUCCUGUGCACCAAGGAGGUGGCGGUGAGCGCCCGCACCAGCUCCCUGAACUUGCUUGCCGAGAUAGGCCACGCUUUCCUGCGCUUCCAGCCCGACGACAAACCAGAGGCUCUGCGGCGCUACCUGGCCCUCGUCUACGCCGGCCUUGCUGGCUCCGUCACCAUGAUCAGCUGCACCGUGCUCGCCCUGACGCGCAUCCUCUUCGAGUUCAAAGACCACCUGGAGGGCAGCGUGCUGUCUCAGCUGCUGUCCAACGUGGUACUGCUGCUGUCGUCACACACGCGUGACGUCGUCAAGUCGGCACUCGGGUUCCUCAAGGUCGUCAUCUUUGUGACGGACGUGCGCACGCUGGCACAGCACGUGCAGCUCAUCGUGGAGGGCAUUGUUAAUUGGCGAGACGACAGCAGGAGACAUUUCCGCGCCAAGGUCAAGAACAUCUUCACAAAACUCGUUCGCAAGUUCGGCUACGAGAUGAUCGACAGCAUGGUGCCGGAGACGUACCACAAGGUGCUCGUCAACAUCCGCAAGGCAGAGGAACGAGCGCGCAAGAACCGUGCUCUGGGGCACGCCGGCGGUGACGACGAUGACGACGAUCAAGAUGACGGAGAUGCGGACGACGCUAAGUCCAGGCGCAGCAGCGUCCGGGACAAUGUGGAUCAGUUGCUGGCUGACAGCGACUCGGAGCCGGAGGGUGGCAAGGGGGAGGAGUCUGCAGGCCGGGGCGGCAAGAAGGCCCCGAAAGCCGCAAAGGCCUGGCUGCAGGAAGGCGAGGGCGACGAGCCCCUUGACUUCCUCGACCCGAGCGUGGCGCAGAGAGUCCUAGCCACCAAACCUGAGCAAAACCAGCGCAGUCACGUAAAGCACGACUUCAAGUUCUCUUCUGAUGGACGUCUCAUCAUCCGAGAUGAGGAGGAAGAGGAGGAAAAGAUGAAGAAAAAGAAAAGAGGCCAAGUGGACGAGGACGAGGAGCUCGCGGAUAUGAUGGCGGAGGUCGGCAUGCGAAAGAAUUCGAGCAACAGGAAGAGGAAGCUGGCGGCGAAGGACGAUGACGGAGACGAUGGCGCUGAUGAACCCAGAUACAAAGCUGGUGGUAGUGGUAUCCACCGUGCCGUGCGUGGGAAGAAAGAGGCUCCCGGAUUUGGAGCCGCGUAUAAAUCCAAGAGAGCAGCCGGAGAUGUGAAGAGGAAGGGAAAACCGGAUCCCUAUGCCUACGUCCCGCUUGACAAGGGACAGCUGAACCGAAGAAAAAGAGCGAAGAUGCAGGGCCAGUUCAAGGGCCUGGUGAAGGCCACGAAGAAGGGAGCUGCCAAGGGCAAAAGGCAGAAUACGAGAAACAAGAAACAUAAAUAAACCCAAUUAAACCCUCACCCCCCCCUACACGCUGUAACGACUUCGACAGGCGGAUUGCCACCCCUACAGAUUUGUCAGUAUUUCUGGUUCUUUUGACGUUUCACAUGUAGAAAAAUCUAUAUCGAAAACUCCUUUCUUGACAACCGCUUUUUGUGUUAAGUUUGUUGCCUUUCCCCCCGCAUCUCCAAUUAGCACGGUUGGCUACGUGCGGUACGAAAGAAGUUGGAACAAACAUACAUGGUCACCUAUAAAGCAAAACCGCCACCUGACAAUCAAAUUGGCCUGCAAGGUGGCCAGGAGAUGGCUGUGUACAGCGCCUGGUCUCAUGAAUCCCUCUUGGGAAGACUUGAGUGUUAUCCCCCAGGUAUCCGUAGGUUUCCUCUGCACCCUCCCGUUUUCUCCCACAUGCAGAAUACUAUUCAAAAAGGAAUUGCAGGAGCCUUGAGACUUGGUAAGGUUUUCCUGGAUAAAUAAGUUGCAUUAAUAUACAUUUGUUUUACACGUAGGUAAUUUAUUGUAAUUUAUAUGCAUACAUUAACCCUCCUCCUCUGGUCUUCACACCUAAUUGGCUCACAAGUGACGACAUCACAUUUAUCUCUCUAUUUAAGACCGAUACAGGAGGAUUUCUUUACAACUCUGGCUGUCGCCUGAUGAGUCUCAUUGUAACUACUGGCGAAAUGUUGUACUCGAAUUGUAAAUGUUGUAGUGGGUUUACUCUACAACACACCGUUGUGCUGUACUCGUAACAAAUGGGCAUCUUUUGUUUACGUUACAUAAUUUACUAAUUGGGUGUGUUGAGUGGUGGCGGGCUUAAUGACACAUAUUCAACCCAAUUAUUUCAUAUUACGCAGAACACUACCCUCUGGAAACCCGGUAACCGCUGUUCAAUUCCCAACCAUGGCUAAAAUCUGUUCACGUGAUACUUGAACUGGUUCUAGGCCUCUAUCAACCCGCAUUGACCAUUUUGGUCAAGUAUGGUGGUCAAGUAUGGUCAAACAACCCCCAAUGACUGGCAUGGCAUCAGGAGGCCAUCGAGCAGUGUAUUGGCAAAGGGGCCUUGCAUAUAUGCAUCGUAGCCACUCCGCUGUAACUGGGGGUGGAUAACUUAGACUUACAUUUCAUACGGCCCAUAGCCACAUUGAAGCCUACAACUUCAAAACAUCCCCCAAACGAUCUUGAUUUGAAGCUUUAGUGACUGCAGGAAUUCAUACUCUUUGGUUCUUUCUUUUGGCCUGUUUGUGUUGGGUCGACACGCACGUUAUUGCGUUAUUAGUUCGCACAAAGCUUUGCGAACUAAUAUUUGCGGCCUCCAAAAUUCUUUGAAAAUCCUAUUGGGCCCUCAAAGGAAUAGGUUCCACAUCUUGUGUAAACAUUGCUCAUGCAAACAAUCAAAUGUACAAACGCACAAACGUGUCCUCCAUAUUGCGGUGUUUUUCUGGUUAAUGUUAAUUGGGGCGAUUAUGCAUUGGGUAUCACAAACGUCUCUCCUCACCCACUCCACCGCAGUUGGUCUUCGUCGUGUUUUACAAUCGUUUUCAUGAUUUUUUUGGCUGAUGUUGAGGUAGAGCAACUACAAUUUUACAUUGAUGUGGUUGAGCUAAAUAAUUGGAUCAGGAGUAGCAGAGUCUUGUAUCGCUGCUGUGAUGUUUUUUUCAUUGUAUUUGUGAAUCGGGUUUUUGAGCCGUUAUAUGUUCCAUAGCCUAUUCUGGGUGACCACAGUCGCACACCGGAGAUGUUUCAAUUUGCGAUUUGAGCAUCAAGUAUCCGCAACUGCUGCCAGGGUAUUUUUCAUUGAUCGAGUGUAACUGGAAACGUUUACUGCGGUGGGCUGGGAAGCCUCAAUUGCGAGAACACAAUUUGGGAUGGUAGCUUUCAUCAAUAAUUAAAGCAAGAGUAAAUUUUGGUCAUUUUAUUUAUAUUUUGGUUUUGUCAUGUAGUGCCUGCGGGAGUCUUCCGAUGUACCGCGUAUUAUUUUAUUCCAGUAUUUAAACACCCCCUUGAGGUCUUUGUCACUUUACAGUAUUUCAUAUUUUCUAAAACAUGUGUUGUACCAAGAUGCGAGUUUUCUUCAUCUUGCAUGUUUUACCAAUUCCUUUUUGACAUUUAUUUUUUGCAUGUGAGGGCAUUCACUGUGUACAGUUCAAGUUUAGAAAUAAAUUCCGUAUAGUAUACGAA
This is a messenger RNA of Petromyzon marinus (sea lamprey), 6277 nucleotides long. RefSeq names its product ribosomal RNA processing 12 homolog (gene RRP12). The record is from RefSeq and is a predicted model, not a curated record. NCBI's taxonomy places the organism in Eukaryota, Metazoa, Chordata, Hyperoartia, Petromyzontiformes, Petromyzontidae.